AGGGAAAAAGGCUGUCGUGAAUUUCCCUCCACGUUUUCUUCAAUCAACCAAAGUAGCCAUGGCAAUGGCGGUUCGCACCCCGUCACCCUUCGGCUUUCAGUUUAAACUUUUCCGUUUAUCUUCCAAUCUCACCCCAUUUCCUCACUUGAGUUCCAAAUCCCAUCAAAUUUCAAUCCCUUUCAAGUUCAGAUUGACGCAGUGCGCCAAGAAAGAGGUGAAACCCGCCGCCGACCCCAAGCUCGGCGUCGCAAUAUACAAGCCGAGGUCUUACGAUGUCCUGGUAUCUGACGCCGCAGAUUCCCUGUCUUACGCUCUAAGCGACGGGAAGACUCGCGUAGAAGUUGAAUUCCCGUAACUCUAUUGCUCCUAUUUAUCCUCUAUCUGUUAACAUAUUUUGCGAUUUUUAUUUCUAUUAUCUUUUUUUAAGUAGCUUUUAAUCCUUCCCUUUUAAGUGUGAAGACAAGUUUACAAUAGGUUUACAGUUCUCUCAAGUCUCAAAGCUUAAACUUCUCUGGCACAAAGGAAGUAUUUGUUAGUUUAAUUGGCUCUGCAUUUAAAAAAAAUACUAUCACUCAAAAUUUAAUGUAUUUCAUUGAAGAAUUCAAACAUGACAAUUUCCAACGGGGCAGAGGGAGUUAUAUUAUUGUCCUUAUUUUGAUGCAAAGUAAAUACAAGUAUAUUUUGGUUCCAUAUCCCUUGUGCCUUUGUGUAGUAAAGGAAAAUAAUUUUAAUGUAUUCUAUAGAAUCAAACUUUGAUGAAAUGAACGUGCCAAAUGCCAUGAGGGAAACUUGAGGCUGAGAAUCACAAUCCCAUUCAUACCCAAAUCAUGAGUGCCAGAUGUAGUCUUAAAUGUCAUUCAAUUUAUUUUUUCUAUGAUACAGUUUUAUAAUCUCAAUUACCUAGACUUCAUUAUUGAUUAUGCUUCUUUGUGGGGUUUCUUCUUAUGUUCCAACUCUUCAACGAUCCUCAGCCCCUUGCCCAGCAACGUUUCUUCGUAUAAGGGAUCAUCAGAUGAGUUUAAUGAUGCCAACGUUCAACUUGUAUUGGCUAUUGUCAAGAAGCUUCAAGAAAAGAAGGAAACAAGGGCUUGCAUUGUAUUUUCUGAUAAGCCGGAAAAGCGCAGGGCAUCAACACUUUUCAGAACAGCUUUUGACAUGAUUGAUGGUUUAACCAUUGGGACAUUGGAAGAUGUUCCUAUUGGUCCCAUGAUAACAUUUUUCAGAUCAUUAAGUCGCACAUUGGAUUUUGAUUUUGAGGAAGACGAUGAAGGUUGCUGGCAGUCUGAUAAGCCACCAUCGAUUUAUAUAUUUAUCAACUGCAGCUCUGCUGAUCUUUCUUCCAUAGAGAAGUACGUGGAAAAAUUUGCCAUGGAAACCCCUGUUGUGCUGUUUAAUCUAGAACUUGACACUUUGCGUGGGGACCUGGGGCUCUUCGGAUUUCCAUCCAAAGAGUUGCAUUAUCGAUUUCUUUCGCAAUUCAUCCCUGUGUUUUACAUUCGAACUCAAGAUUAUUCCAAGACUGUUGCUGUGGCACCCUAUGUUUUAAACUAUAGUGGAGCUCUACUUCGUUUAUACCCAGGCCCGUGGCAGGUGAUGUUGAAACAAACAGAUGGUUCUUUUGCCUGCAUAGCAGAGAGUGAAUAUCGCUUCACACUCGGAGAAACCAAGCAAGAGCUGUUGCGGGUCUUAGGUCUUCAGGAGGAGAAGGGAAGCACACUUGAAUUUCUUCGAAGGGGAUUCAAGACCUCGACAUGGUGGGAAGACGAUGUUGAUUUGGAAAAGUCUUCGGCUUGGCGUAGCUGACGUUGAACAGAUGCAACAAUCUUUAUGAGAGAAGAAAUCAGCUUUCUUAAUUCUUGCUUGAGUUCAAAUAUUGUUCUGUCUUGGAAUAUCUUGGAAUAGUGUCUCUUUUGUGGUGGUUUGGGCACUUUAGGUUUGAUGCAAGUGUUGAUGGAAGGCACUUUUGCUUCUUUUUUUUUGUAUCACAGUCGGUGUGUGUG
Molecule: messenger RNA, 2000 nt
Organism: Cuscuta campestris
Lineage: Eukaryota; Viridiplantae; Streptophyta; Magnoliopsida; Solanales; Convolvulaceae
Source: the annotation of a GenBank genome assembly